AUCAUGGAAAUAUUGCCAAUACUAGUCUUCUUCCUCGCCACAGUUGUAUCAACAACUCAAGGUCAUGAGCCACUUGUAACCCACCAUAUUCAUCUCCUCAGGCCAAAAUCCGGAGCGGGCGGUGACAGCGUUCCUGGCGUGUCGUGCUUAAGUUGGAGAUUGGGGGUGGAAACUAACAACAUUAUUAACUGGAAGACUGUUCCGGCAGAAUGUGAGAGCUAUGUUGGGCACUACUUGCUUGGCCACCAGUACAGGAAAGACUCAAAGGUGGUCACUAAGGAGGCUUGGCUCUAUGCUAAGAGUCUCAAUCUUACAAACGAUGGCAAGAAUGUGUGGGUGUUUGAUAUAGAUGAGACUACGCUCUCUAAUCUACCUUAUUAUGCUGAUCAUGGAUUUGGGACGGAGUUAUACAAUUCCACUGCAUUCAAUACAUGGGUCUUAGAAGGCACAGCCCCAGUUUUGCCUGAGAGUCUCAAGCUCUACAAAAAGCUUUUGAAACUUGGAGUCAAGGUUGUAUUCAUAACUGGAAGAGGAGAAGAUCAAAGAAAUGUCACAACCUCCAAUCUCAAGAAUGUCGGAUAUCACACUUGGGAGAAGCUUGUGCUCAAGGGAUCGACUUAUUCUGGCAACACAUCAUAUGUGUACAAAUCAACAGAGAGAACUAAGCUUGUGAAGAAUGGAUUUAGAAUAAUUGGGAAUAUUGGUGAUCAAUGGAGUGAUAUCUUGGGGACAAAUGUCGGCAAUCGGACCUUCAAGUUACCUGAUCCAAUGUAUUACAUUAGUUGA
Messenger RNA from Prunus dulcis (almond), 786 nucleotides. Its product is annotated as acid phosphatase 1-like. NCBI's taxonomy places the organism in Eukaryota, Viridiplantae, Streptophyta, Magnoliopsida, Rosales, Rosaceae. The record is from RefSeq and is a predicted model, not a curated record. Gene Ontology annotation, molecular function: acid phosphatase activity. The transcript has 3 exons. The coding region runs from base 4 to 786 and encodes 260 amino acids.